Ostrea edulis (European flat oyster) is the source of this 2617-nucleotide messenger RNA. Its product is annotated as heavy metal-binding protein HIP-like. NCBI's taxonomy places the organism in Eukaryota, Metazoa, Mollusca, Bivalvia, Ostreida, Ostreidae. The record is from RefSeq and is a predicted model, not a curated record. Gene Ontology annotation, molecular function: protein binding. The transcript has 2 exons. Bases 64 to 1116 code for a protein of 350 amino acids.
GAAGCUCUCUAUCUUACUCUUUUGAGACGGUUUAGUACAUUUCCCACAUGCAAGUUGUUUAACAUGGAAACACAUACACAUGUUUAUAUCCUUGUAGCAUUCUUGCUAGGAACGAAAGGACUUCUACUCAACCUUAAUCAAACGCAAGGUCCAAGUAUGUUCGAGAGAUUAAACGCAUUGGAAAAACAGCUUGCUGACGAAAAAAGGCAACGAUAUCUACUACAGGUGGAAUACAGCGAAGAAAAGGAGAGGAUUGCGGAACUAAGACAUCUGCAAGACACCAUGAACGAAACAAAUCAGAAACUACUCCAAGAUUACAACUCCGACCCAAAACGAUUCCAAGAUAUCUCAACCCAAAUCAGGGGAGCCCUAUUGAGCAUUUACAACCUUGACUCCAAGCACAACCUAGAUAUACAAAAAGUGCUAGACGCACUUCGAGAUGUCCAAACCUCAUUGACCGAUAUAACGUCAAAUCAAUCUGAUAUUUUUCAACUUCAGCGGCACUUCCGAGAGAAGCAAAACGUUUUAUCAAACAUGUUGGACGCUGUGAAACGUAACCAAACCACAAAUAAAGAGAAAAUAAAGAGUUUGAGGGCUAGUUUAGUCAGCCUGGCAAACAGCCAGAAAAACUUACAGUCGACAGUGAAUUCCACCUCAAAUAAACAGACCAGCCUAAACACACAGUUUAACAAAAUACAGAGGUCUAACGUAGCCUUCGUUGCUGAACUGAGUCACGACGUAGUCAAUCCACAAGAUAGGUACCACAUCAUCUUUGACAAUGUAAAGCUUAACAUUGGUGAAAAUUACAGUGCAAAUAACGGUGUGUUCACAGCCCCAUACCCAGGAAUCUACCACUUUGCCUUGGAAUUGACCUCCCCUCCACAAUCCAGCGAUCAUACACUACAUGUUCAAAUCAUCAAGAAUUCCGUAUCCGUUGCCGUAACAUUUCUAGAUAGCAACACGCAGCAAUACCUAAGAAGAACUGGUUCAAUUAUUUUAGAACUGGACACAAGCGAUCUUGUAUGGUGUCAAACAGACCAUCCUUUCGACUCGAAUACACUAACAUCUGGCAAUACCUAUUCAAUGUUUUCCGGAUUUAUUAUCCAUCCUCUGUAAAAUAUUAUACAUAACUUACUUCAAUGAUAUUAUUUCCAAUACGGAAUAUCCUCUUCCUUUUCGUUUUAUGCAACUUAGUAUAUGACAGCAUUUGUCCUGAAAUCAAUUUUCAAGUUGCACAGUUCUGUUUUCCCCUUUGUUGAACUCCCACAUGCGACCAAUUUAACGAUUUAGUGGUUAUUAGCCUCCAUUAUGACUAUAACAAGAUUUGAAAUUAAUAUUAACUUUCAGGUAAGCACAAUUGUCCUCAUACCUCUAUAGGUUCGUCUACAUUUUUAAUUAUAUUUGAAAAGUCCACGAAAGAAGUUACCGAAGCAAGGUAGGUAACCCCUUGGGUUAUUAUUUCGCGCCUUCUGUUUGGGUUGCAGGGGUACCACAUAAGGCCUCUUGAGAGUGGGGUCACUUUUCAGAUCUCUAGAAUUUUUUGAUAUGACGUAAUUGAAACAAAAAUGAUCAAGAUAUAGAUAACAAUGUAGACUAACAUAAAACAUUUGGGGAAAUUCGUUCACCCGAAAGUUCCGAAUUUUACAUCUAAUAAGAACAUAAAGUUAAAGGUUCCUUUGAUCACGCUAUAUCUGAUAGAGAUUAGAGAUCUGACAAAUGACCCAAUAUCUGGAGGUCACAGGUGGUACCCCUAUAACGCCAAAAUGAUGGCGAAUGAUAUUCCAAAUAAUUGACUACAUUGCCUCAAUAUUAGUUUAGUGGACUUUUCAAAGAUUUUAAAAGUGCUUACUAAACUUUUUUAUGAAGCAGUGAGAUGUCGAAUUGGGGACUUUCUGGUGGGUCUAAUUGCCCCCAGAGACUCACUGAUCCCUUUUUAAUGGUACUAUAUAUGAUAGUCUGCAUUGUUUUCUAUCGUUUGAUUAAUUUGAAUUUAUUGGAUCACCCAAUAUCUAAUGCGUAUUGAGAUCUAAACAGUGACUUCACCCCCUUGAGUCUCCAUGUGGUACCCCUACAACCAUUAGCAAUAGUAAUAUAGGGAGACAUAUACUAUCAUAGUAAAUGUUUCCCCUUUAGAAUGAUUGUAAAAUAUCUACUUGGUAAUUCGAUUCACAGAAGUUACAACAAAAUAUAACAGGUUUUAUAAUUAAUUUUAGGGAUUUUAUUCAUAUUGAAACUAAUGAUGUUCACUAUGAAGGAAAUAUUCGUUAUACUUCUUUCAGCCUCGAUCUGUUUGUGUAUCCAUGCGUCUGAACUUAUAUAUAUCCCUGACCAUAUAAAUUUGGAUGUAAUAGUACCCAGAAAUGAUUCCAUGACAAUCUGGAGAUUGGGAAAAUUUUAGACCAUGGCGGAUUUCCGCCAAUGGGGAAAGCUACACUAACUUUUGGCAAGGGGAAAUUCUAUAUUAGGAUACACUUUCCCCCAGGGCAAAAAAUCUUACCUGCUUUCCAUUUUUUAUGGAAAUGCUAUAUAAGAAAACAGAGAAGAAAUGAAAACAAGGUGAUCAUGUAGGUAUUAAUCAACACUUCCCACUGGCAAAUAAAUUCGAUUUGAAACAUUA